GCAGCCACACCUGCAGUAAUAAUUAGCCUCCAGCCGGUUGAGCUGCUUUGUCGCGCGCCCUGUUUCACACCAGCAACACAACACAUUUCUGUCCAUUGGAGUACACCACACGUUAUUUCGAUUUGUUUUAUUCAUUAUGUCUGAUAAAUUAUAUUAAUAAUGUCAUUGAAUUCACUUGUGUCGUCGUCUCAACGUGCAGCUUCUACGCAACCAGUUUGUUUCUGCUUCCUUCUCUGCUUUUUGUCGCAUUGGAUUUAAAGGCAAAGCAGAGUUGGAAUAUAAAUCUGAGUUGGACAACCAAGUGAUACAUGGUUGCUGCCUUAUACACGUUAGCUGUAUGGUCCAUCGGAAAGGCAUGUCUUUUCAGUGACUCGGACAGUGUCCUAGGCUGAAUUUAAGAUCGAGACAUCCCGGAUAGGAAACCGUCGCACAGUCGGGGACCAAGCUUGGAACUCGUCCCGCUGUCCGGCUGAUCAGAGACAGCUGGGAGCCUCACGAAACAGAGGGACACAGUGAAGGACACAGGGGUCGCCUGUCCAGAUAACCCACCUUGCUGGAUCAUGGGUAACCAACAUGGCAAGGACGGCCACAGCACUACAGGCUCUCCCCUAGAUUUCUUCCACACGCCUCCCACCACACCCUCAGAUUCCGAUCUGUCUGCCAUGGCCUUGUCCUCUACAGCCGCCUCUAAUAAGGCACAGACGCCGUCACCAGCCGGCAGCAGCACCACCCCCUCCACCACUUCUCCAAUUGCAGACUGGACACAGAAGCUGGCUGCUCCCUCAGAAUGGGCCGUUAUAAGCGAGGACAGCAUCACCAGCUCAGAGGCUGUCGUGAGCAAUGCAGAAGCGAGGCACAAGAAGGCAGAGCUCAGCCCGAGCAGCCCCUCGUCUCUGCAUUCGUCCAGAGCAUCGCCAUCAGGGCAGAGCUGGCAGGAUCAGGACAGCGGAGUGGAGCCGCAGGCUGCAGUAGAGAGAGCUGGAGAAGAGAUGACCCUGGUUUUACUCAGUCUGAUGGAGCACUAUAGAGUCUCUCUAAGCCUGAGCCCCAACACUGAUGUAACCACAGGAGCAGUAGAGCUGCUCAGGCGCCUGAUAUCAGAAAAGGAUGAACUGGUUGAUGAGGUGGACGCACUGAGAGAGACACUCAGGACAGAGAGGCUGGAGUGGCGUCAGUUCCAGAGUGACCUGCAGGUAGCAGUGUCUGUGGCCGACCGGCUGCGUGCUGAGUCGGAGCAGGCCAUGGAAUUGCUUCAGGAAAGCCACAGGGCUGUGAAGGAGCAGCUGGAUCAGGCCCUCAGCAGACAGCAGGAAAAGGAGCAAGAGCUGGAGAUUCUGAGAGCUGAGCAGAGAGACGUUCACCUCAAACUGACUGAACUCUCAAAGCAGCAGCAACAGGAGUGGGCCGAGCUUAAAGCCCUGAGGAACACCAGCAGAGUGAAAGAUGUGGCAAACUGUGACAAACAGGCUGAAAGACAAGACUCUGAUGAGGGGCAGGGGGGGGGGAAUACAAAAAGUAAAAGAGGAAAAUCGCAGGGGAGAUAAAGACGAGGUGGAAGCUAAAAACAUUGAAAAGAAAGAGGAGAACGGAACAGAUAAAGAGUUGGAUGCUAAAGUUGUUGAUCAAGAUCUUGAGGAGG
Labrus bergylta (ballan wrasse) is the source of this 1639-nucleotide messenger RNA. NCBI's taxonomy places the organism in Eukaryota, Metazoa, Chordata, Actinopteri, Labriformes, Labridae. The record is from RefSeq and is a predicted model, not a curated record.